This is a messenger RNA of Puccinia triticina, 699 nucleotides long. RefSeq lists its product as uncharacterized. The coding region runs from base 1 to 699 and encodes 232 amino acids. NCBI's taxonomy places the organism in Eukaryota, Fungi, Basidiomycota, Pucciniomycetes, Pucciniales, Pucciniaceae. The record is from RefSeq and is a predicted model, not a curated record. The transcript has 6 exons.
AUGCGCACGAUCAUCGUCAAUCGAAUCUUUCCCUCCGGGCCUCCAAGGCUCCACUUUUCAUAUCAACUCCUCGUUAUCGAGAAUUCCAGCAAGAUGCCUCGGCCACCAAAGAAAAAAGCUAAAAAGAAUGCUGAAGUCGAUGAGGACUUUACAUUCAAGAACGCUCGAGAUUCAGUCCAACAAGCGGAAUCAUCCGACGCGGACGAUCUUAAGAACCUUGCUAGUAUCAUGAAAGUAAAACGGACCUCAAAAGCAGGUAAUCAAUCAUUCGAAAAUUUCGAAAGAAAAUGCAAUAAGCUUCUCGAAACUGCGACAAAGCAUAUCGAGCAAAAAAUAGAUGCUCAUGAAGAAAACAUAGCUCGACUUUAUGGCUCAGUAGAAGAGAUAAACGAAGAGGUCGAACCAACAGAAGACGAGGCUAGGUUUGAAAGGAUUAUUAAUAAAAACUUUGAUACUGAGAUCAGCUAUUUGUCGCGGGCGUUGACCGACAUGAAUGCGGAGAGAAGCGACGAAUUACAGAUAGAUUCAGAGCUCCUGGAACAGCUGAAUACGCGACCGGAACAAUUGGCCGAAUUUUCUCGGAGAAUGACUGCCGAAUGCAAGAGAGGAUUUCGGAUGUACUAUGAGAACAACAAGCUGGUUUCUGAUUCACGAAAAUUUAAAGAGAAGUACAGAAAUCUGAUGAAGGAAGCGUUAUGA